AUGUCGAACAAGGAAACGACGAAGGAAACAACGAAAGGUUUUGCGAAGUUGGACAAGUUUGCUGGCCAGGAUUUCAGACGCUGGCAGAAGAAGAUGCAUUUCAUGUUAACGGAUCUGAAGGUCGUGUACGUUCUGAGUACUCCCAUGCCUGAGGCUGUUGAUAAUGAAACUCUGGAACAGACGAGAAGGCAGAUGAAAUGGGAGAACGAUGACUACAUAUGUCGUGGUCACAUUUUAAACGGUAUGUCUGAUUCCCUUUUUGAUGUGUAUCAAAACGUAGAGUUUGCUAAAGAGUUGUGGGGUUCCCUCGAAGCCAAAUAUAUGGCAGAAGAUGCCUCUAGCAAGAAAUUUCUUGUUGGAAAUUUUAUUAACUAUAAAAUGGUGGAUUCGAGGCCUGUCUUGGAACAAUACAACGAAUUGUUGAGGAUAUUGGGACAGUUUUCCCAAUAUGAUAUGAAAAUGUAUGAAUCCAUUUCUGUUUCUAGCAUUAUCGAUAAACUGUCACCCUCCUGA
Molecule: messenger RNA, 513 nt
Organism: Salvia splendens (bonfire salvia)
Lineage: Eukaryota; Viridiplantae; Streptophyta; Magnoliopsida; Lamiales; Lamiaceae
Exons: 1
Coding region: 1-513 (170 amino acids)
Source: RefSeq, a predicted model, not a curated record